UUUUUUCACGGCCCAAAGCGUAUUUCUCUCCCCGAGGAAGGAAACAAUUUUUUUUCACCUUCAAAAAGCUCUCCACUCUUCAUUCUCCCUCACUCACUUUCAUUGCUCUAUCGCUACUUGCUAAUGGAGCCGUGGCUCGAUGAGUUGGCCGAUGAUCUUCAGAGCAUCAGCUUCAACUCUACUACGACGGCCACGACUCGCUCAACCAGUUCUAACUCCGAAGCAACAUGGACCGCUGCCGCCGGCUCCUCCUGCUCUUCAUCCUCUUCCAGUUCAUUGACUACCAAGUCACGCGCUUCCACUCCCUCCGGUGAUCCUUACUGGGACGCCAUUACAAACGUUCUCACCACUUCAACUUCUUCAUCAGUUUCAUUAACCGACCUCCGAUUCCUCCAUAGACUCGGCUCUGGAGACAUCGGCUCGGUCUACCUAGCUGAAAUCAAAUCCCGCACUAGUCAUCCUCCUACGACUACCACGGAUACUGCUGCAUUCAAGGUGGCGACAGCGGCGGCGUAUUUUGCUGCGAAGGUGAUGGAUAAGAAGGAACUAGCAAACCGUAAUAAGGAAGGGAGAGCGAAGACUGAAAAGGAAAUACUCGAAAUGUUGGAUCAUCCUUUCCUUCCAACGCUUUAUGCUUAUAUUGAUUCACCGAAAUGGUCGUGUUUGUUGACGGAAUUUUGUCCCGGCGGUGAUCUUCAUGUUCUCCGGCAACGUCAACCGGCCAAACGCUUCCCUGAAUCCGCUGUCAGGUUCUACGCGUCUGAGGUGGUGGUAGCGUUGGAGUACAUUCACAUGAUGGGAAUAGUUUACCGCGACUUGAAGCCUGAAAAUGUUUUGGUUCGAUCAGAUGGUCAUAUCAUGCUCACGGACUUUGAUCUAUCGCUAAAAUGUGACACCUCUACAUCGACACCAGCUCAAGUGAUAUCAAGCCAAAACACACCUAAUGGAGGACCACAACAAAAUGAGUACAAAAUUGAACCACCAAAGUUCACAUCUUCAUCAUGUAUCCUUCCAAACUGUAUAGUACCUGCAGUUUCAUGCUUCCAUCCGAAAAGAAAGCGUAAGAAGAAGCCAGGACAUCUUGGUGGCCCUGAAUUCGUUGCUGAACCUAUUGAUGUUCGUUCAAUGUCCUUCGUUGGAACUCAUGAGUAUUUGGCACCGGAGAUUGUAUCAGGUGAAGGUCAUGGUAGCGCAGUAGAUUGGUGGACAUUAGGGAUAUUCAUAUUCGAAUUGUUAUAUGGAGUAACACCUUUUAAAGGGAUAGACCAUGAACUAACUCUAGCUAACAUUGUUGCUCGUGCACUCGAAUUCCCAAAGGAACCAACAAUCCCAGCUGCGGUUAAAGACCUGAUAUCGCAGCUUCUUACUAAGGAUCCCGCGAGAAGAAUGGGGUCAACUAUGGGUGCUACAGCAAUCAAGCAUCAUCCAUUCUUUCAAGGAGUCAAUUGGGCACUAUUAAGAUGUACAUCACCACCAUUCAUUCCACCUCCAUUCAGUAAAGAGUUUCUAUCUGAUGUAAGUUGCCCUGAUACCCCAGUGGAAUACUACUAGCCGGUAUUGCUCCUGACUCUUCGAAACUAUUGUUGCACCCGUGUCUGAUACCCCUGUCGAAUACUACUAGCCUGUAUUGCUCUGACUCUUCGAAAAUGUUGCUGCACCCGUGUAUGAUAUCCCAGUGGAAUACUACUAGCCAGUAUGGCUCCUGACUCAUCGAAACUGUUGCUGCACCCGUGUCAGAUCCUGAAAGAGCAACCUAGCUACUAGCUAGUGUGAAUAAAGACUCAAAAAGUCAAUUUUUUUGAACUAGUAAUUUAUCAAUAUUGACCCACCAAAAUGAAUAUGAGGCUAUUGAAAUACACAAAGACAAGUAGUUUUUGUUGUUGUUUGCUAGCCAAUGUUAUCAUCUUGUACAUUAUAGGUGGACAAAGGAAGUUUCAUUUUCUUAA
Molecule: messenger RNA, 1946 nt
Organism: Capsicum annuum
Lineage: Eukaryota; Viridiplantae; Streptophyta; Magnoliopsida; Solanales; Solanaceae
Product: serine/threonine-protein kinase D6PKL1
Exons: 2
Coding region: 124-1551 (475 amino acids)
Biological process (GO): protein phosphorylation
Cellular component (GO): nucleus; cytoplasm; plasma membrane
Molecular function (GO): protein serine/threonine kinase activity; ATP binding
Source: RefSeq, a predicted model, not a curated record